AUUCCUCCAUUCCUUGUUUUCUGUGUGUUAAGGGGGGAUUGACUGAGGCGCCAGUACCUUUCACAUCCACUGAUGCCUAGUGGGUCUGAUCCAAUCCGAAAACCCACUCGCCUUUGUUGCCCGAAAAACCUUUCUUUCUGCUUCUCCCAUCCAUCCAUGGCUUCUGGAAUCUCCUCAUAGUUCUUUCAGCUGCCUAUACCCUCGCUCUUUGCCUCUCACACACCAAAAGAAACCAUGAAGGUUCGGUCAUCUGUGAAGAAGAUGUGUGAAUUUUGUCAGAUAGUUAAGCGCCGGGGACGAAUCUAUGUGAUUUGCUCUGGGAACCCUAAGCACAAGCAACGACAGGGCAUGGCAACAUUUGCAAGUGAAGGCCCAUCUCAACCAGUGUCCUCGGAGACAAGUAGCUGCAAGAUUAUGAUUAAGCCUGCUCAAAUUGCGCGACCAGGUCGGAUUUGUACUUCCCCUCAAAGGCACAGUUUGUCUAUGUUGUAUGGAUGGAGGGUGGGAUUGGCCUCUAUUCUGUCUAUAAAGUAGCAAAAAUAAUUAGUAACCUUGAACAUUACAAGUAAUAAGUGUGAAGAGAUUGAUAAUCAACGGUUCUGGAUUAAAGUCUCCAUCAUGCUCUCUCCUUUCUUUGUAUUGGUGGAUGAAGUUGUCUCAAACUUAAUUUUGUUCUCACUGGGGGAUUUUGUUUCUCCGUUAAGAAUAUGGUCAACAGAUUGUAACCUCGUAGUAUAUUUGGUGUUCACUGUUAAGGGAAUCAGCGGAGCACAAUUGAUAGCGCUCUCCUCCUUAUCACUUGAGCCAAAGACGAGAAUUUUUUGCAACGUAUUGUCAUCUAUAUCUAUAUGUUACAUAGUUUUUGCCAUCA
This is a messenger RNA of Glycine soja, 871 nucleotides long. RefSeq lists its product as uncharacterized. NCBI's taxonomy places the organism in Eukaryota, Viridiplantae, Streptophyta, Magnoliopsida, Fabales, Fabaceae. The transcript has 3 exons. The record is from RefSeq and is a predicted model, not a curated record. Gene Ontology annotation, cellular component: ribosome. Gene Ontology annotation, molecular function: structural constituent of ribosome. Gene Ontology annotation, biological process: translation. The coding region runs from base 235 to 534 and encodes 99 amino acids.